AUGGCAUCAAAUGAAUCAUCUGAUAAUAAAAAAUUAAGUGAUGGAACCAUCUUUGGAAUUGGAAAUCCAUUACUUGAUAUUAUUGCUGAAGUUCCAGUGUCCUUUCUUGAAUCAUAUAAUUUAAAAUCCAAUGAUGCUAUUUUAGCAGGUGAAGCACAUAAAGGAUUAAACGAAAGUUUACUUCGUGAUUAUCCACAUCAUCAAUUUGUUGCCGGUGGAGCAACACAAAAUUCAAUGCGAACUGCAACAUGGUUGCUUCAACAACCUCAUGUUUGUGUUUAUAUGGGUUGUGUUGGUCAAGAUAAAUAUCAUCAAUUAUUACAUGAUGCAGCUAGUAAAUCAGGUCUUUUACUAUCCUAUCAAAUAUGUGAGAAUUCUGAAGAACGAAUACAAACUGGUACCUGUGCUGUUCUUAUCAAUGGCAAUAAUCGAUCAUUAGUAGCAAAUUUAGGUGCUGCUAAUCAUUUUACAAUUGAUCAUUUAGAUGAUCCAAAUAAUAAACAAUUAAUGGAAAACGCAAAAAUUUUUUAUACAGCUGGAUUUUUUUAUACUGUAUGUCCAGCUGCUGUUAUGCGUAUAUGUGAACAUGCUGAUAAAAAUAAUAAAUUAUUUUGUACGAAUUUAUCCGCACCAUUUAUUAGUGAAUUUUUUGGUGAUAAAUUAAUGAAAGCUAUGCCAUAUGUUGAUUAUUUAUUUGGUAAUGAUUCUGAAGUAACAAGUUUUAAUAAACAUCAAUUAAAAUUAGAUACUGAAGAUAUAAAAGAAAUAGUUAAAGCAAUAAGUGAACUUCCGAAAAAAAAUUCUCAACGUAAACGUGUUGUUAUUAUUACACAAGGAUCUGAACCAACUAUACUUGCUAUUGCUGGAGACAAUAUUAAAGAAUUUCCAGUUAAAAAACCAAUGGAGAUUGUGGAUACAAAUGGCGCAGGUGAUACAUUUGUUGGAGGUUUCCUUGCUUAUUUGGCUCUUGAUAAAACUCUUGAAGAAGCAAUUCAAGCUGGUGCUUAUUGUGCAUAUGAAUGUAUUCAACAAUCAGGUUGCACAUUUCCAGAUAAACCUAAUUUUGAUCCAGCAAAAUUUGUUUAA
Messenger RNA from Rotaria sordida, 1086 nucleotides. Lineage: Eukaryota; Metazoa; Rotifera; Eurotatoria; Philodinida; Philodinidae. The record is from the annotation of a GenBank genome assembly.